AUGGCUACCGCAGAUUUGCCUCGGAUAAUAUUGACUCUUAUAGGACUUAUAGUUGUAAUAACUUUCAUUGUAGUCAUCUGGGAAUGGGCAACGCUUUCUGUUGUGACAACGAGCACAGGGACGUCAAGUACAAAGUGGCAAUCUAAUACAUUUGUUGAAAGAAACAAAUAUAUGUACAAUAACUCAUUCACAAGCGAUGUUAAGUUCACAUUUGGAAACAAUCAAUCCGGAGAAGUGUUCUACGCGCACAAAUAUGUACUGGCGACAAGCAGUCCUGUCUUUUACGAAACGUUGUACAGCAAAUCAGGGGAAAAUAUCACGGACAUACAUCUACCAAAUUCUGAUAACGAAACAGUCGCAGAUUUCUUUGGCUUUCUCUAUAACGAGAAAUGCCCAACGGCAACAAAUAUUGAAAAAGGUUUACAGGUAUUGCGCUUGGUAAUGCAUUAUCAGGUUACUUCGUUUGAUGCAGCUUGUAAAAAUUAUAUGAAACCAACAGCACAACAGGCAUUUAAGUUUCUUGAGAAAUUCUUGGAACUCAAAGCAGAAAAAUACAUUAGUACAUGCUUUAAUUACAUAGAUACGUUUGCCGAUGGGUAUUUCACAUCAGAAUAUUUUCUUAAUAUUAAAUUGGGUACUCUGGAUGCUUUACUGCGACGCGACACACUCGACUAUAAAGAAGUGAAACUAUUCAAAGCGCUUGUAAAAUGGGUUGACCACCAAUGUUCGCUACAGAAUUUGGAAGCAUCGUACGACAACCGACGAAAGAUUCUGGGCAAUGUAAUAUAUAACAUUCGAUUUUUACAGAUGAACUUGAAUGAAUUUACAACCGAUGUUAUUGGUGUUGGUAUUUUAAGUGAUCUUGAAAGUAUUAGUAUAAUAAAGGCAAUUACGGGUCAUCAUGUACAAGAUUUAAUAUGGGAUUACCCUAGUCUACGACGCCAGAGGAGUUCUAAAUUGAUUACAAGUUGGCGGACGUAUGGUACAGUAAUUAUCAUUGUCUGUGGCCUUGUUGGAUUCUGGUGUUUAUACGCAACGAAUAGGAAAGAAAAAAUUAAAGUUGGGUAUUCGGGGGAAAAAUUAGGAAAGUCACAGUAUUCCCCACAUUUUUACGAGAAAUCUAAUACGAAGACGGCGAAGUGGUAG
This is a messenger RNA of Paramuricea clavata, 1146 nucleotides long. Lineage: Eukaryota; Metazoa; Cnidaria; Anthozoa; Malacalcyonacea; Plexauridae. The record is from the annotation of a GenBank genome assembly.